This is a messenger RNA of Cryptococcus amylolentus CBS 6039, 375 nucleotides long. RefSeq lists its product as hypothetical. NCBI's taxonomy places the organism in Eukaryota, Fungi, Basidiomycota, Tremellomycetes, Tremellales, Cryptococcaceae. The transcript has a single exon. Bases 1 to 375 code for a protein of 124 amino acids. The record is from RefSeq and is a predicted model, not a curated record.
AUGUGCACAGUCAGCUCACCCGUGCCCUCCAACGUCACCACCGACGGCAUAUGCUGCUUCCCCUCAGAGGCAUGUGCCAGCCUCAUCUGCGGUGCCCAGAACGCAACCAUCCUCUACGGCGACUCGGCAUAUGGCAGCGACUUCAGUUGUGCCCUCAACCGGUACGACAAUAGCAUCCUCGGCACAAAUGGCACGGACUGUAACGGCGUUGGGUGUACGUGGAAGAAUGCGUCUGCUUCUGCUUCGGCCUCCGCCUCUUCGUCGACCAGUGCUGCGAGUGGUGCUAUGAGGAUGGGUGGGGAUAUCAGCGGGGUACUGGGCGUUUGGGCCCUUACUCUGUGCUUGUUGGCCCUGGUGCCCAAAAGGUUCCAUUGA